AUGGGGAUUCUCCGUUCCUUGUAUUGUUUCACUAUUUUUGCAGUUUCUUUGACGUUUAUGGUGAAAGUUUUCGCUUCUGAUCCUCUUUCUGAUGCACUCUUGAGCUUUAAAUCUGAGGUUAUUGAUGAUUCCAACAGUUUAAAUGACUGGUUUGUGCCUUCUGGAGUGAAACCUUCCGGGGAAAUUCUUGCAUGUUCUUGGACUGGAGUGAAAUGCAGUCAAAAUUCUUCAAAAAUUGUCCGUUUAGACCUGUCAAUGAAGAAUCUUAAGGGUCCACUAUCCGGAAAACAGUUCAAUCUCUUUGUUGACUUGGUUGAUUUGAACCUCAGUCACAAUUCAUUCUCAGAUAAACUUCCUGCCGGGAUUUCUAGCAUCACCAAUCUAAAAUCCCUGGAUAUCAGCAUGAACAAUUUUUCAGGCCAUUUUCCUACUGGGUUUUCCAAAUUCCAGAAUUUGGUUGUUCUUGAUGCGUUCAGUAACAGCUUUUCGGGACCUUUACCGGCCGAUAUUUCUGUAAUUCAGUCCCUCAAGGUACUGAAUUUUGCUGGGAGUUACUUCAGUGGACCAAUCCCAUCAGAAUAUGGUUCAUUCAAGAACCUUGAAUUCAUUCAUCUGGCAGGAAAUAGUCUAAGUGGUAACAUACCUCCAGAACUGGGGAAUCUGAAAACACUGUCCCAUAUGGAAAUUGGAUAUAACAGAUAUGAAGGAGAAAUUCCAUGGCAAUUUGGGAAUUUGAGUGAACUCAAAUAUCUUGAUAUUGCAGAUGCCAAUCUAUAUGGUUCAAUUCCAAAGCAAAUCUGCAACCUUACAAAACUGGAAUCACUUUUCCUCUUCAGUAAUCUGCUCACUGGAAAUGUUCCAUGGGAAUUUAGCAAAAUCUUGCCCAUCAAAAGCCUGGAUCUUUCAGACAACCAACUUUCCGGACAAAUUCCGAAUAGUUUUUCAGAGUUGAAGAAUCUUAUGCUUCUAAGCCUAAUGUACAAUAAGAUGGAUGGAUUUGUCCCUGAAGGAAUUGCUAAGCUUCCACAACUUGAUACUCUGCUUCUUUGGAACAAUAACUUUUCAGGUUCACUCCCAGAAGACUUGGGAAGAUACUCAAAUCUCAAAUAUGUGGAUGUUUCGACGAACAAUUUUGUGGGUAGCAUACCACCUGAUAUAUGUUCAGGAAGGGAGCUAAUGAAGUUGAUCUUGUUUUCAAACAAUUUUACUCAAGGUCUGUCUCCAUCUCUCACCAAUUGUUCCUCUCUUGUUCGUGUUCGACUGGAAGAUAACUCAUUCUCAGGUGACUUAUCUUUGAAAUUUAGUAAUCUUCCUGAUUUAUCUUAUCUGGACUUGUCUAGAAAUAGAUUUACAGGAGGAAUUCCUUCUGAUAUUGAUCAAGCUUACGGGCUUCAGUACUUUAAUGUGUCUAAUAAUCCACUGCUUGGAGGCAUAAUACCAGUAAAAACGUGGUCUCUGCCUCACCUUGAGAACUUCUCUGUGGUUUCUUGUAGCAUAUCGGGCAAUAUUCCUCCAUUUCAGCAUUGUAAAUCCAUGUCUGUUAUUGAAUUGAGUGCAAAUAAGUUCUCAGGAAUCGUCCCAGAAAGUAUUUCCAAUUGUAAGGAACUUGUGAGCAUAGAUUUGGCUAACAAUAACUUAACAGGUCCUAUUCCUUCAGAGUUGGCUAAACUUCCUGCUAUUGGGGUUAUAGACAUGUCUCGAAAUAGUUUCAUCGGUCCAAUCCCAGCAGAAUUUGGAAACUCUUCGACCUUAAAGCUUCUGAAUGUGUCCUACAAUGACAUCUGGGGUUUAAUUCCUCCACAGAGGACUUUUAGAAUGAUGGAUAGAAGUGCAUUUUUUGGUAAUCCGAAGCUCUGUGGGGCACCUCUGAGACCUUGUCAUCGUGAAAGUCUGAUUCCAAAUGGACUAGAAUUGGGAAGUAGAAGAACCCAAAAAUUAGCCUGGAUUCUAAUAAUCUGUGCGGUCAUAGUCCUAUUCAUUAUGGCUGUGGUUUUUGGGAUAUUUUACUUCAAAAGACGACGUGAAGGCCAGUGGAAAAUGGUUGCUUAUAGUGGACUUCCUCUAUUCACAGCAAAAGAUAUUUUGAGGAGCUUUAAUUCUGUAGAGGUCCUGGAGGAAGUACCCGCAUUGCCAGAUUCAAUUUGCAAAGUACUUUUACCUACAGGAAUAACUGUUUCAGUGAAGAAGAUUGAAUGGGAACCAAGAAGAAUGGAAAUUGUGUUACAAUUUUUGCACAGGAUGGGAAAUGCAAGGCAUAAUAAUUUGACAAGAUUGCUCGGGAUAUGCUACAACAGUUGUCUGGCUUAUCUGUUGUUUGACUACUUGCCUAAUGAAAAUUUGUCGGAAAAGAUCAGAAUGAAGAGGGAUUGGCCAACAAAGUAUAAGAUAGUGAUUGGAAUUGCAAAGGGACUCUGCUUCCUUCACCAUGAUUGUUAUCCAGCAAUACCACAUGGAAAUCUUAAGGCGAGUAACAUAAUGUUCGAUGAAAAUAUGGAACCUCGUUUGGUUGAUUAUGGAAUCAAAUCAAUAGUUCAGUCGACUAGUCCAUUGCCAGCAAAAAUCACAAGGGAGACUGGUGAAUUCAGCACAGUCAAGGAGGAGCUCUACAUGGAUAUAUACAAUUUCGGGGAAAUCAUUCUCGAAAUCUUAACAAACGGUAGACUGGUGAACGCGGCAUCCAGCAUAAGCAACACUCCUAAAGAGAUUCUCAUAAGAGAAAUUACUAAUGAGAAUGAUAUUGAUUCCUCCAACUCAUUCAAAGAAGAGAUAAAGUGGGUUCUUGAAGUCGCUUUGCUAUGUACUACAAGUAGACCGUCAAUGGAAGACGCACUGAAGAUGUUAUCACGUUUGAAGCCUCAAACAAAUGGCAAUGGCUCUUAG
Fraxinus pennsylvanica is the source of this 2880-nucleotide messenger RNA. NCBI's taxonomy places the organism in Eukaryota, Viridiplantae, Streptophyta, Magnoliopsida, Lamiales, Oleaceae. The record is from the annotation of a GenBank genome assembly.